This is a messenger RNA of Microdochium trichocladiopsis, 1224 nucleotides long. RefSeq lists its product as uncharacterized. Bases 153 to 1106 code for a protein of 317 amino acids. The transcript has a single exon. The record is from RefSeq and is a predicted model, not a curated record. Lineage: Eukaryota; Fungi; Ascomycota; Sordariomycetes; Xylariales; Microdochiaceae.
GAUACAGACUAUCUCGGGCUCGUGGCUCUGCAAACUCGGGUGCCUGCAUGAGCGCAUAUAUAAAAUGUCUGACGUGCCCUCGUCUAACGCGUCAUUAACCUCAUCAGCACUCCAAACACUGCCUAGAAAUAACGAUUGCAACAAAAUACACCAUGACUCCUGCUCCAGUGAUUGUCAUCGGCGCUACCGGCGACGUUGGCUCAGCAGCCGCCCGCUUCGCCGAACAACACGGAUCCUCAGUCGUGCUGGCCGUGCGCGAUCUCGAGAAGCCCGUGCCCGGCCUAUCCGCCGCCGCCGAAAAGGCAGGCCGAUAUGAGCGCGUGCAAAUCGACCUGUUCCGCCCAGACACCAUCGAGGCCGCUGUGCGUACGACCGGUGCAAAGCGCGCGUUCCUUUAUGCAACCCUUGGCUCACAAGACAUUGUUCCCGACAUUAUCGGCGCUCUCAAAGCAGGCGGUGUCGAGUUCGUCGUGUUUCUCAGCACUGUGAGCAUUGCGACGGCCGGUGACGACCUGUCCCAAGUCGGUCCAGAGAAGUACAUCCCGUGGCUGCACGCGCAGUACGAGAUACAGCUCGAAAAGACAUUUGGCAAGCAAGGCUACGUGGCGCUACGCGCGGGCUUCUUCAGUAGCAACAUGAGGUGGUACUACGGGGGUAUUGCCAAGGGUGAAGUCCGCGUCGCAUACCCAGACGCACUGCUCGAGUUGUGCACACCCGAGGAUCUUGGCCGCGUGGCUGCUUCGUUUCUCAGUCAAAAGCCCGAAACCGUCACAGACGAACCGGCUAUCGUGCUGUCAGGUCCGGAGCCGGUGACUCUACGUCACGCGCUGGAAAUUAUUGGGACGGUGCUGGGGCGGCCGAUCAGGGUGGUUAGGGUCGACCAGGAAGAGAAUGUGCAGGAGAUGAAACAAAUGCUUGGCGAUGCCACAGCUCGCACGCUUGUCCAAGAGUUUGUCGAGCGGGAGACGGCCGGGGACGAUGUCAAGCGCAUCAUCGAGGAGGGAGCCGUCAACAUGCGCAAAUAUGCACAUGGAGGCCAGAAUAUGGAGAAGUGGGCGCAGGAGAACAAGGACUCGAUAAUUGCAGCUCUAUCUGGAUCAGGAUAGGGUUAUUUAAGCGAUCUGUGGUGCAGCUCUGGGUGGUUCACUUCAGGGUAUUCUAUAUGUAUCGUCCACUCUGUACCUAGUUGGUGCUUCUUGGAAUUUACUCGAAUUAUUUGCCGAA